Phragmites australis (common reed) is the source of this 1314-nucleotide messenger RNA. Its product is annotated as probable cytokinin riboside 5'-monophosphate phosphoribohydrolase LOGL5. The transcript is spliced from 6 exons. Gene Ontology annotation, biological process: cytokinin biosynthetic process. NCBI's taxonomy places the organism in Eukaryota, Viridiplantae, Streptophyta, Magnoliopsida, Poales, Poaceae. Bases 341 to 979 code for a protein of 212 amino acids. The record is from RefSeq and is a predicted model, not a curated record. Gene Ontology annotation, molecular function: hydrolase activity, hydrolyzing N-glycosyl compounds. Gene Ontology annotation, cellular component: cytosol; nucleus.
CCAUGCCAUCCCCCAUUCCCAUCCCACGCCGUCGCCGUGGAAGGAUGGAUCCCACUGGUACUGUGGCUAGAUAGAAACGAUCCUGUACUAGGUAGAAAACCACACCUGCGCUGCGCCUCUGCUGCUCUGCACGUGUGUGUAUAAUACUACACCGCUACCGCCUCGAGCGAGCGCAUACCUUGGCAGCCAUAGCUUCCUUUGCUUGCUUCAAUUCGUUGCUGCGCUCCUCCUCCUCAGCUUGUUGCAGUGCGGUGGUCCAUCAUCAUCAAUAUACUGUAAUAAUCUUGCGAGGAGGAGGAAAAGACUCGCACCUGCGUCUGCGUCUGCCGGGCCGGCACAGAUGGAGGGCAAGGCGGCGAAGAAGACCAUUCCAAAGUCGGCAUCACGGUUCCGGUCGGUGUGCGUGUUCUGCGGCAGCAGCCCCGGGAAGAAGGCGGCCUACCAGGUCGCCGCUAUCCAGCUCGGCCACCUACUGGUGGAGCGCGGGAUCGACCUGGUGUACGGCGGCGGCAGCGUGGGGCUGAUGGGCCUCAUCUCCCGCGCCGUCCACAAUGGCGGCGGACACGUCCUCGGUGUGGUGCCCAAGGCGGUGCUGCCGCGGGAGGUCAUCGGGGAGACGCUGGGAGAGGUGAAGGCGGUGUCGGGGAUGCACCAGCGCAAGGCCGAGAUGGCACGUCACUCCGACGCAUUCAUCGCCCUCCCAGUGUACUCCUCCCUCCUUGCACUCCUUACGCAUGCAUGUAGGUGGGUACGGGACACUGGAGGAGCUCCUCGAGGUCAUCACCUGGGCCCAGCUCGGCAUCCACAGCAAGCCGGUGGGGUUGUUGAACGUGGAUGGCUACUACGACUCGUUGCUCUCCUUCAUCGACAAGGCCGUCGACGAAGGCUUCAUCACCCCCGCCGCGCGCCACAUCAUCGUCUCCGCCCACACCGCCCACGAACUGCUCGCCAAGCUCGAGGAGUACGUGCCGGUGCAUGACGGAUCGUCGGUGAAGCUGAGCUGGGAGAUGGAGCAGAUCGGAGGGAUUUACUACUCCCCCAAGUCCGACAUCUCAAGGUAGCGAGCAAAUUAAACCGCCAUGCCAUAUAUAUAUGCCUCGACGGACUGACAUGAUCACAAUCGCUCGCUGGCUGGGGACAGAUAGAUGCAGCUGCAGAUUAUUAUAUAUGUCCCUCCUCCGUUGACCACCUUCGAUUUCCAUCGCUUCUUCUCUGUAAAUACAUACCUUAUUAUUAUUCGAUUUCGGCCUCCCUCUCUCAUCUGUAUUAAUUAAUUAAUGGCUUGUACUAAUAAGAUGCACGCAUGUUAACGUC